Messenger RNA from Aspergillus heteromorphus CBS 117.55, 1592 nucleotides. Its product is annotated as putative MFS transporter. The record is from RefSeq and is a predicted model, not a curated record. Gene Ontology annotation, biological process: transmembrane transport. Gene Ontology annotation, molecular function: transmembrane transporter activity. The transcript has 2 exons. The coding region runs from base 33 to 1592 and encodes 519 amino acids. Gene Ontology annotation, cellular component: membrane. Lineage: Eukaryota; Fungi; Ascomycota; Eurotiomycetes; Eurotiales; Aspergillaceae.
AUUUUAUCCACCACACCCGCAGACCUGACACCAUGGACUCCAAACCUUUAGCCAUCCAUAACAAGGGUACUUCCAGCAAACCCCCCCCACUGACUGACAUCCAACACACCCGGGUGCCCCUCACAGAGAAGGAGAGCAAACGGAUCGCCCGCAAGACCGACCAGACCAUCCUGGUCGUCCUCAUCUGGGUGUACUUCCUCCAGAUCCUCGACAAGUCCGUGCUCGGAUUUGGCGCCACCUAUGGGCUCGAAACCGACACCCAUCUUACCGGCGACCAGUACUCGCUGGUCGGGUCCAUCGCCCCGAUCGCCCAGCUGGCGUGGCAGCCCUUCUCGUCGUGGCUCAUCGUGACGGUGCCCCCACGCAUCCUCAUGCCGACUCUGGUGCUCGGCUGGGGCGUCGCACAGACCUGCAUGGCAGCCUGCCACAACUUCCAGGGACUGAUGGCGACGCGGUUCUUCCUGGGCCUCUUCGAGGCGGGCUGCCUCCCGCUCUUUGGCAUGCUCACCAGCCAGUGGUAUCGACGGGUCGAGCAGCCCAUCCGCGUCGCCGCAUGGUACGGCACCAACGGACUGGCGACAAUCAUCGCCGCGCUCUUGUCCUUCGGGCUCGGCCAUAUCAAGUCCAGCGUGAUGAAGGAGUGGCAAAUAAUCUUUCUCUUUGUCGGCCUCCUCACGAUCAUCUCCGUCCCCUUCGUGUACUGGCGACUGGACAACGACAUCCCAUCCGCGCGCUUCCUCACCCCCCAUGAAAAGCUGCAGGCCAUGGAACGGCUCCGCGCGAACCAGACCGGAGCCGGAACCCGCGAGUUCAAGCUCUCGCAUGUGUACGAAACCGCUCUGGAGCCCAAGACGUAUCUGUGGGUCAGCAUGGCGCUCCUGCUGAACAUCGGAGCCUCCGUGGCGAACGUCUUCGGGCCACUGAUCCUCAGCGGUCUGGGAUACGAUACAUACACCACCACAUUGCUCAACAUGCCUUUCGGGGCCGUGCAAAUCAUUGUGAUUCUCCUGGCGAGCUAUCUCGCGCAAAAGGCCAAAUUGAAGGGGAUCAUCCUGGCGAUCCUGAUGCUUCCUGUCGUGGCGGGGUUGGCGAUCCUGUACGCCGUGCCACGGAACACCCCGUCCUCGGACGGAGCACUCAUGGCGGGAUACUAUCUCAUCGCGUUUCUGUUUGGGGGCAAUCCGCUGAUUGUGAGCUGGAUCGUCGCAAACACGGCGGGCACGACGAAGAAGUCGGCGAAUAUGUCGCUGUACAAUGCCGCCGUGUCGGCCGGGAAUAUUAUCGGGCCGCUGUUGUUUAACUCGAAUGAUGCGCCGGCGUAUCGGCCGGGGUUGCGCGCGUGUGUGGGGAUUUUUGUGGCUCUGAUCGCGGUCUUUUUGGCGCAGUGGGUGGAUUUGGUGGUGUUGAAUCGGCUGCAGGCGAAGCGGCGGGUGCGCAAUGGGAAGGCCGCGCGGGUCGUGGAUCUAUCGAUGCGCGAACACGAGGUGGCGGCAGCAGAAGCAGAGGAGGAGGAGGAGAGAGGGGCGCAUGCGGGGGGGGAGUUGGCCGAUCUCACUGACCGGAAGAAUGAUGAGUUUGUGUAUGUUUAUUAG